CUAAACACGACCAAAUACAUGCACCUUUAGAAGCGUGUAGGAGGACCAGCAGCGCAGGGCCCCAAUGCUCACUGUCUUUUUGACUUUAUGCAUCCUUACACCUUACCUCCUCUACGUCUUUCUCGCCCGCUACCUAGCUCUCUCCGACCGCAGGAGGAAAUCGCCCAUCGUCCACACCAAUGAGCUCGCAAGCAGUCUAGUCCUUGGCACAGCACUGUUCUAUGUCGGCGGGUACGACGAAUCAUUCGACCUGUUUGUCCUUCCAGCGACCACGCAUCUCGCUGUAGUAGGCUACUCUCUUCUUGCAGAGUUUGAGGAUCUACACUAUUCCCUCCCACAGAUCAAGUCCUGGCCAUGGACGAUGCGCCUUGUUGCGGGCGGCGCAGUCUUGCUCGUGUUGCUAUUCAGUAUCCUGCAUGUCCACUAUGCCAUCACUCUCUGGGGUUUUCGUAUUGCGCUUGGUGGGUACUUGGCGACGUUUUUAAUCUUACCGUGCUUGACGGGUCUUCUCUGCUACGCACUCGUCCGGAAUGAGCGAGAUAGCGGUAUUGUGGGUGAUGUCGAGGUAGAACUCUCAUCAACAGCGCGGGCUUUACUCAACAGGCCGCGUACCGAUACAGGAGCGAGUACAAGCGCAUCCUCAUCGCGUCAAGAUAGAAGCAAGAGACAAGCAGCAAACAGUCGUCAGGCCAGCAAGGUGGAUGGCGACGAAGAAGAGAGCGUGGCAAUGCUACCUAGUGCUGCUCAGGAAGAAGACGAAGAUGCAUUGGAUGCACUUGACAGAUUUGAUGAGACGUCCUCACUGCGAAACGUACCGCCUGUGCCGCUUGAACACGACAUCAGGCCGCAUACGGGUAUCUUAACGACGCCUGCUGCAGUUACAACGCUUGGUCUUGGUCGGACCAAGCUACGCUUUCACCUUCACCAUUACCAGAUUUUUGCGUAUCUCGCAUUAUUCACGCGAUUUGCUACGUUUUGGAGUAGAACGGCAGCUGGACUUGCGUUGGGAAGUAUGAUCCACGGUCUGGCUGCGUAUGGUAUGGAUUCGCUCUUUGCGUAUGAGGACGAUCUUGGUUGAUGGAGUCAUUCUUUGCACCCACGCUCUUUGCCAGGACCAAUGCUGUCAAUGGCCCUGCUACACAAUGCCUGCCGCCAUUGACCUGCAACAAGCCUUGCCUGACUGUAAGCUUAUGCGCCUAACCUUCAACAUGCAUCUAUCGCAUGAAUUGACAAGCUCAGACUCCAGAGACGAUCGAAUGCAAGUGGACGACAACCUCGAACGAGACACGCAUGGGCCCAACAAGCUGCAAUAGCAUCGAUGGCCGACACUACUUGGGCGAGUUUCGCAGUUGAUGAAGUUCAGGUAGAGGAAAGCUACUAUAGCACCGGACACUAAACCGUUGAAGCCCUUAUUGCCAAUUUCUGAUCAGAAAUAUAUCGGAGCCAUAGCCACGUUAGCUAUAAGCCUUUGUAGCAGGAUGGCAUUAGAG
Messenger RNA from Protomyces lactucae-debilis, 1490 nucleotides. RefSeq lists its product as uncharacterized. Bases 65 to 1078 code for a protein of 337 amino acids. Lineage: Eukaryota; Fungi; Ascomycota; Taphrinomycetes; Taphrinales; Protomycetaceae. The record is from RefSeq and is a predicted model, not a curated record. The transcript has a single exon.